AUGCAGUCGGAAGGAUCUCCUCUUGUAAGCAAGAGUUUGGACGAGGAAUCUCUGGGGAAGGUGGUAAAUAAUGGCGCUGAUCGGAAGAAUUUCCAGACUACUGGAGUUUGCGAAUUGACGAAUUCAGCCAGUGACGCUGGGCUGGAAGAGAAUGAUACAAUACGAGAACACCUGAAUCGUUCGCUAAGUCCUAGGCAUAUCAACAUGAUAGCCGUGGCAGGUGUGAUUGGUACAGGGCUGUACUUAUCGACAGCGAAAUCAUUGCAUGUUGGUGGCCCCGGUUCGUUAUUCAUCAAUUACAGCAUAAUGGGCGGCGUGGUGUAUUUGACGAUGCUUUGCCUGGGUGAGAUGUCGACCUUUAUGCCGAUUAGCGGGUCUUUUUGCUCGUACGCAAAGAAAUUUGGUUGUGAGUCUUUUGCGUUUGCCCUGAUGUGCAAUUAUUGGUUCAACGAUGCAGUUUCGGUAGCCAGCGAUCUGACAGCGAUGCAAAUAGUGCUGGAUUAUUGGAACUCAUCGCAGCAUCAUUUCCCGUACUGGGCUGCUUCGCUGCUGUUCUGGGUGUUUCUGCUGGCGCUGAACGUUGUUCACGUCAGGAUCUAUGGCGAAGCAGAGUACUGGCUGGCCAUGUUGAAGGUAAUUGCAAUUGUGAUCUUCUUCGUCCUCUCGAUUGUCGUUAACGUUGGACACAAUCCUGAGCACGAGUACAUCGGGUUUAGGAAUUGGAGCUAUCGGGAGGCGCCAUUUGUCAAUGGGUUCAAAGGGUUCGUCUCCAUCUUUGUCAGCUCCAGUUUCUCAUACGGUGGUACUGAGAGUAUUACUCUCACAGCUGGUGAAGCUUUCAAUCCGGUUAGAAACACUCCCAAGAUCAUUAAGACCGUGUUUUGGAGAAUCUUGAUCUUUUACGUCGGAACAAUGUUCUUCAUCGCCAUGAAUAUUCCCUACGAUUAUCCAAACUUGAGCACUAAAUCAGUUAUGACUUCUCCAUUCACAAUCGUUUUCCAAAUGGCUGGUUCCAAGGCGGCAGGUUCGUUCAUGAACGCUGUCAUUCUGACAAGCAUCAUUAGUGCCGGAAACCAUGCAUUGUUUGCUGGCAGUAGAGUGCUUUUCAACAUGGGAUUGGAAGGAUUUUUCUUCCCCAAGUUGGUCACCAGGACCAACAGGUAUCGGGCGCCUUACGUUGCUGUCAUAUUGACUUGGGCCGUCGGAGGACUUUGUUUCGGUGCCAGUUUUAUAGGCGCUGGCACCUUAUGGACAUGGUUACAAAACAUUGUGGGAGUCUCGAACCAAAUCGCCUGGUUGUCGAUCGCUGUGACCUCCAUCAGGUUCAGAAAGGGCCUGGCGAAGCAGGGCAAAACUCACCAACUCGCAUUUAAGAAUUGGACGUAUCCAUAUGGUCCGUAUUUUCUGGUCUUUUUCGUGACAUUGAUCAUCCUUGUGCAGGGCUGGUCGGCAUUCGAUCCCUGGAGUACUUCCGAUUUCUUCUCGUACUACCUGGAGCUGUUCGUAUUUCCAGCAUGCUGGCUGGUAUGGUGGAUUUACAAGAGGGACGAUUUUGUGAAGCCUGAAGAUAUGGAUUUUGUCACAGAUAGAUACGUCCAGAGCCCUGAAGAGGUAGAACUGAAUGCGAGACUUGAUAACCUGCGAGGCUAUCCAAAAUAUAGACAGAUCAUAGGUGAUUACUUCUUCUGA
Molecule: messenger RNA, 1689 nt
Organism: Torulaspora globosa
Lineage: Eukaryota; Fungi; Ascomycota; Saccharomycetes; Saccharomycetales; Saccharomycetaceae
Exons: 1
Coding region: 1-1689 (562 amino acids)
Biological process (GO): amino acid transmembrane transport
Cellular component (GO): membrane
Molecular function (GO): amino acid transmembrane transporter activity
Source: RefSeq, a predicted model, not a curated record